Ruditapes philippinarum (Manila clam) is the source of this 646-nucleotide messenger RNA. RefSeq lists its product as uncharacterized. The transcript is spliced from 4 exons. The record is from RefSeq and is a predicted model, not a curated record. The coding region runs from base 110 to 646 and encodes 178 amino acids. Lineage: Eukaryota; Metazoa; Mollusca; Bivalvia; Venerida; Veneridae.
CAGAUUCAGAUUUAGUAAAGAUGUAUUCAGUAGAAGAUCCACCAGAUGGAGGUAUUCGCGCUUGGCUUGUUGUAGCAUCGUGUUCAGCAAUUAACUUACUGAUAGGAAUAUGGAACCUGGUGUACGUCUAGCUUUGUUAAGAUCCAAGGAUGAUACAGGAAUAAAUGAGGAAACGCUCGUAGAGAUGUACAACGUUUAUAAUAGCCUUGCAGGAGUUUAUGCACCUAUAGCAUCUGUUUCUAUGCUUGUACUAGGAUAUAAGUGGACCGUUCAUAUAGGUUCAUGGUGCUUAGCUGUUUCAUUUAUUAUACUGUCGUUCGUCAAAAAUGUUCAUGCCAUAAAAUUUCUACUUUACGGUAUGACAGGUAUCGGUUCGAGUUUAGUUCAGGUUGGUUCUUUAAUUCCCAUUUUGGAGUAUUUUACCUCAAAGAGAAUACUUGCACUGAUGAUCACUAAAGUUUGCAGAUACUGUGGACAGUUUAUUACACUAAGUAUUGUUUUAUCUGGUGAAAAAACAACAUGGCAGUCAUUAUAUAGAAUUUGUAUGGGAGUGAGCAUUCCUAUCGGGGUAAUUGGGCUUACAGUACCUACUCUGUUAUCAAACCUGAAGACAACGUCGACAUCCUUCAUCGAUAGAGUUUCAUGA